Scatophagus argus is the source of this 1022-nucleotide messenger RNA. RefSeq names its product B9 domain containing 2 (gene b9d2). The record is from RefSeq and is a predicted model, not a curated record. Bases 335 to 862 code for a protein of 175 amino acids. NCBI's taxonomy places the organism in Eukaryota, Metazoa, Chordata, Actinopteri, Scatophagidae. Gene Ontology annotation, biological process: cilium assembly. The transcript has a single exon. Gene Ontology annotation, cellular component: MKS complex.
UUUCCAAACACGGAAACACGUCAAAGACACUGACAGCCAAGGACAAUUUGCCUGUCAGACAGCAGUUAAUAAUUUGUACCGUCACCAAAAAAAAUUAAACCAGUCAAAUUUGCUAUUAUUCGGACGCUGCGUUGAGAAAAGUAACAUUAAUGUGAGAAAGGUAUCGUGACAGGAAGUGCUGCCUGACAAGCAAAACGCAGGGUGAAACACUACCGGGAUAAGCCCAGUUACCAAGGAGACGCGAGUAGUGGUGCUAGUUACUGCUAGCCGUUAAACUCCGGAGGAAAAGCAAAGCUAACUGUCGCUGCCGCACGUUUUUGGAGAUAUUUGUAUCAUGGCAGAGUUGCAUAUUAUAGGCCAGAUCGUUGGGGCCGGUGGUUUCCCGCAGAACAGCCUGUUUUGUAAAUGGGGAGUUCAUACAGGAGGAGCAUGGCGUCUACUGUCUGGAUUGAAAGAGGGUCAGACCCAGGUGGAUAUCCCCCAAAUAGGAGACAUGGCAUACUGGAGUCAUCCGAUUGAUCUGCACUACGCGACUAAGGGACUCCAAGGCUGGCCAAAGAUUCAUCUCCAAGUGUGGCACCAGGACUCUUUUGGACGCUGCCAGUUGUACGGUUACGGGUACUGCCACGUCCCAUCUAGCCCCGGACAUCACCGGAUAAGCUGCGUGACAUGGAGGCCGCUCGGCUCCUGGCAAGAGCAGUUGGCGCAAAUGUUUGUCGGCGGAGGACCCCAGCUCCGCAGCCCAGACCUUAUAUACAGCGGGGCAGACAGAUACAGACUGCACACCGAGGCCAUGGGAACCGUGGAGCUGGAUCUGGGCAUUAUUAUGAGACACUUUGACAAAUAUGGCGUCGAGAGUUAACGGCGUGAAUUGAAAAGGACCGUGUGAAAUUGUGAUGCACUGUAUAUUGUGCAGGCGGAAGUCUGACAUGCCUUUGGCGAAGUUUUAUACCUUUUCAUAAUUGCAUUUCUGUUUUUAUACACUGGAUGUAUGUAAAUAAACGUAAUAUUGUAUCACCGAA